AUGGAAUCGGUGAGCGGGGUCAGCACCCGAACGGAGCCCACCGUCAGCCAAGCCGAAUCCUCCGCCUGCCAGGUGCAAUCCGAGGACCUCUUUGCCACGCGCGAGCUCAAGGAGCAUGAUGGCCCCGUGAACUCGGUGGGUUGCUGUCCCCAGGUGUGUCCGCAACAAAAUGGGGAGGUGGUCCGCACGCAAGUGAGUGUCCACAACACGCGGCUGUGGCCGCAGCAGGGGAAUGUGAUGGCCCUUUAA
Molecule: messenger RNA, 249 nt
Organism: Durusdinium trenchii
Lineage: Eukaryota; Dinophyceae; Suessiales; Symbiodiniaceae
Source: the annotation of a GenBank genome assembly